Molecule: messenger RNA, 1611 nt
Organism: Cephus cinctus (wheat stem sawfly)
Lineage: Eukaryota; Metazoa; Arthropoda; Insecta; Hymenoptera; Cephidae
Product: translocator protein-like
Exons: 3
Coding region: 86-607 (173 amino acids)
Cellular component (GO): membrane
Source: RefSeq, a predicted model, not a curated record
ACUACACCGGGUUCAUACUGUUACGAUAAGCCGUGAAGAAACCUACAAACUUUUUCGUUUGGUUUGAAUAUCGUUUUUGAGAAAAAUGUCGGCUAAUAAAGGGGGUGGAAAUAGACCGCCACCCAAAGAACCAAUCAUUGGAUUUUUUGGAUUGCUGUUUUCCAUUUUGUGUCCUACGAUCAUCGGAUGGGUCAUCAUUGGGUGCUACGUUCACUGGUCGUAUAUUGAAUAUCUCGGACGACCCGUAUGGUUUCCAAAAGAAAACUUAUCAAAACCAUUCUACUCGCUCUCGUACAUCCUCAUAGGCGCAGCCUCGUAUCUCGUCUGGAAGGUUGGAAACGGAUUUUGUAAUUUAAUUUUGCCUCAAUCAUUCAACGUAAUUCAGUUGGCCGCCAGUUAUGCGUGGUUCAUACUUUUCUUCGAAACGGAGUCACGCGAGUUGGGACUAGCAGCAUCCUGCGUGCAAUGGGUAGCUGCUCUGAUGACUCUGAUACUUUUUGGCAAAGUCCAAAAGAAAAGCCUUCUUCUUACGUUACCUUAUCUCAUUUGGCAUGGAUUUGUUCUUGCUUUAAACAUCCAGUUGUAUAUCGAGUUUAAUUCAACAUAGAUAUUUCCAGAUACUUCCGUUAACCUUUUGUGAACUGGUGUCUGCGAACAGGUGCUCGAUCCUUUUUACGAAAUUUCGUAAAACCCGUGCAGGCACGUAACAAUCUGCCCUGCACUGGGUAUCAGUAUGGCCCUUUCUUUCAAAAAAAAAAAAAAAAACGACUAUUUUCUUAUUUAACAAAUCUUAUGUCAAACCACGUGGUAAGAUGGACCGCCGUGCGUCAGAAAGUCCCGUUUGCAAAGGGUUAACUAGUAUAAGUAUACGCAUAAAUAAUCUUGUCUCCAAUUCUAUCAUAAUAAUGCAAUCCAUAUUGUUUUAUAGGAAUUGUAAGUCUAUGGAUAACCGAUUGAGUUCGCUGCAGAAGAAAAUAUUGUUAUUUAUUCGUCUUAAAUGUUCUAUUUUACGAAAUACCAUGUCACUAGAAGUAUAAUUUGUAUGAAACUUUUGGUAGAAAUUUUCCUGUGUAAGUUCAGGGCCUGGCCAGGACCCCAAUGGUUCAGUUCGAGUCUUGUAAGGACCUCGACAGGCCCUUGAUUUUCAUAAUAAAAUUUCUACUAGAAAUAUUCUAAGAGAAUUAGUACAAGUAAUAAUUCAAAAAACAAGAUACAGUCAUGCCUCUUAAUAGUUAACGAACUCUGGACUUAAAAUCUGUGAAAUCAAAAAUAUUUCUUCCAUUUUUUAAAAUUACCGCUGCGAGUAAGAAUUAAGUGACGAAUCGACGAGUUUUUUCGUUGCCGACAACAGCAAAUUGCUUUUCGCCAAUUGGUCACUGAAUUGAAAAUGAGACUAAAGAAAUGAAUAAACUUUUUCCCUAUUCAGAGAUUUAUUGAUAGAUCUGUUCGCUAUUGAGAUGUCAAAUCGUAGUGGUGCACUAUUAUAUACAUCAUGAGAAAAAUAGAUAUGAUGUUUGUGCCAUGAUAUACACUCUAUUAUACACUAUUGAGAUGCCUGAAGAUGUAAGGUAUUUGAAAGUUUUUGAAUUACAACAAAAAAUGUCAGUCGUA